GAGAUGUAUCGCAGUUGGCGCUCCGGUGUAAUCCCGAUUAGCCCCCUCCAUACACGGUAAUCUCCCGUCUGCAGGACCGGGCCCCACCCAUGGGCGGACUGCCAGGAAGUGACCGACUUGAGUAGAAAGAACUCGGCUCCGGAUAGCGAGGGGAGAGCGGGCGCAGCAUGGGAUGGGGGCGCGGCGGGCUCGGAGCCUGUGGCUGCUGUUGCUGGUGUACGCGGCGCUCAUGCUGCUCUUCCUCUCGGUCAUGUUACAUGAAGGCUGGCGGAGCGGCUCGGCUGAGCAGGACUACGAGGUGGGAUGGAACCGAUCACCUCCCCGGCGGCUCUGCCCGGACCUGGACCAGUCUCUAUGGGAAUAUGAUGGGACUGAGGAAGGUGCGGUGUCCCCGCUGCCCCGUACACACGUAUACCUGCACGCCACCUGGCGGAGCGGCUCGUCCUUCCUAGGGGAACUCUUCAAUCAGCACCCUGGCGUCUUCUACCUGUACGAGCCGGCUUGGCACAUGUGGCAGUCCCUGUACCCCGGAGACGCCGAGAGCCUGCAGGGGGCGCUCCGGGACUUGCUGGGCUCCUUGUUCCGCUGUGACUUCUCCGCGCUGCGGCUGUAUGCUGGGGACAACCUGACUUCUGCAGGAUUGUUUGGCUGGAAGAGCAGCAAAGUGAUCUGCAGCGCCCCAUUCUGUUUAGCCGCUGGGGGACGGAGGGACAAGGUGGGACUGGUGGAGCCCAAAGACUGCGAACAGCGCUGCCCAGCACGGCCCCUGCGGGACUUGGAGGCGGAGUGCCGGCGCUAUCCCGUGGUGGUGAUUAAAGACGUGCGGCUACUGGACCUGUCCUUACUACAGCCACUGCUGCGGGAUCCCGGCCUCAAUCUGCGGGUGAUACAGCUGUUCCGGGACCCCAGGGCCAUACACAACUCCCGGCUCCGCUCCAAGCGCUCCCUACUGCGGGAGAGCCUGCAGGUGCUGCGCAGCCGCCUGAGAGGAGCCGACCCGGCCAGCAAAGCGCUGCAGCAGCAACAGCUGCACCGCGGAGGAGUGGACUACCUGCUGGCCGAUUCGCUGGAGGUCAUCUGCCAGGCCUGGCUGCGGGACUUACUCCUUGUGCGGGGUCACCCCCCUCUCUGGCUCCGACACCGCUACCUAAAGGUCCGCUAUGAGGACUUGGUGCUCUCCCCGCAAAAGGAGCUGCGACGCCUGCUGCGCUUUACUGGGCUGCCAGGGUUACAGGAGCUGGAGGACUUUGUGCUGAACAUGACGCGGGGACGCAGUUACUCUUCAGACAAGCCCUUUCUGGUGUCUGCCCGCAAUGCCAGGGAGGCCAUAAACGCCUGGAGGGAGAGGCUGAGCAGGGCGCAGGUCCGCAAGGUGGAGGAGGCUUGUGGAGAUGCCAUGCAGGUGCUCUCCUACCAGCUGAAGGGGGGCUGAGUAUUGCCUCCUCCAGGAGCCCAGCCUCCGCGGAGACUACAUGGAAGGACACUGCACAAGCUAGUGCUCUCUGUUAUCAGACAGUUCGGGCUGCCUGCAGCUCCAUAAAGGGAUUAGUGACAGAAUCCUGGGUAUCUCUAGUGGUGAGGUGAAACCAGUGCAUACCUAAGUGUGAACAUUAGCAGCUGUGGCCCUUCUAUUCUGUAAACGCACAUAGUAUAAAUACUGUGGAUUUUCUAUGCAGACUUGCGCAUGUAAAAUCUGCAGUGCGUUACAGCGCCCGCCAUGUAGAAGAGGUGUUCACAAGUCAACUUUGCGCACAGAUUUUUUAAUCCAUAAAAUGUCAUUUUCUGCUGCAGGUUUCCCCCCUUUUUAGCAUAGAUCAGGAAAUUCAUUGUUAUAUACGAAUUGUGCACGUGCCAGGGAUGGACAGACAUGUGUCAUGACAAUCAGAAUGUAGCAAGUUUACAUUAUUUAUAUAUGGACUUUAUGAGGGUUAUGGAGCCACAAAUACAGACAUGACAAAAUAAAGAGCUGUGUUUUAUUAUGAAUUGAGAGCCUGUGUAGAAAUUAAAUAUUAGGCGUUGUUCACACUUAUUGUGGUCAGUGUUUGUAGCCAAAACCAGAGGUGGACUGACACAAAUAUAGCUAGAAAAGGUUUGCAACUUUUUUCUGUAUUUUAAACCCACUCCUGGUUUUUGGCUAAAAAUACAAACCAAAAUGCUGUGCAAACCCAGUAUAACUAAUGUUUGCUAUUGCACUCCUUAUGGUAAAAAAAAAUCUUUGUAAUGUACUUUGUUUA
Molecule: messenger RNA, 2234 nt
Organism: Hyla sarda
Lineage: Eukaryota; Metazoa; Chordata; Amphibia; Anura; Hylidae
Gene: CHST7
Product: carbohydrate sulfotransferase 7
Exons: 1
Coding region: 173-1432 (419 amino acids)
Biological process (GO): carbohydrate metabolic process; N-acetylglucosamine metabolic process
Cellular component (GO): Golgi membrane
Molecular function (GO): chondroitin 6-sulfotransferase activity; N-acetylglucosamine 6-O-sulfotransferase activity
Source: RefSeq, a predicted model, not a curated record